CUUCUGUGUUGGAGCAACUCACAUAGCAGAUUGAAAGGAAAACUUAUUCAGGAACCAAACAGUCCUUCCAGGUGAAGCUGUGAUUUACAGUCAUUCAGCACAGAAGUCCCUGAUGGAGGAGUUAACUGAGAUCAUACCUAGUGACAUCGUGCACAAUGACAGCAACGGACAUUGCCUUGGUGCCGAAUGUUCCUGCUCCAUCAAUGUGGAUUAUAAUACACUGGACAAUUCAUUAAUAAUUAUAUACAUAUUAUUUUUUAUAGCAGGUCUGGUAGAAAACACCCUCGUCCUUUGGAUAAACUGGAAGAUAAAAAAGGCCAAGAAAGCAAGCUGCUUUUAUGUUUUUAAUUUAGCCGUUGCUGACAUGGGUGCAGUUUUAACCAUCCCAUUCAGGGUGAUGGAGAUCUCACACAAUUACCAAUGGUUGUGGGGCAGCUUUCUGUGUAAACUUGAUUCCUUCCUGUAUUGUGUUAAUCUGUACAGCAGCUCUUUUUUCUUAACCUAUAUGACCAUUGAGAGAUACUUCUCACUGCGAUACCCAGAUCAAGCUCUAGGAUCAAGGGAUCAACGCGUGCGCUGGCUGGUGUGUGUGUGUUUGUGGACUCUUGCUGCAGUAUUAUCCACACCACAUUAUCUCCUUUAUGAUGUUUCUGAAUCUUGGCAUACAUUCUGCUUCAUAGAUAGUGACACCUCUUGGCAUAUUGCAAAUUUUUUGGUCACAUUUUGUGGGUUUGUUAUCCCCUUCCCCAUCAUCAUCGUGAGUAAUAUCUUCACUACAAAAGCCUCCAAAGCCUCCCAUAACACAGAAAAUAUUCGGCUCAGUAAAUUAGUAUCUGUUUAUAUCAUAGUGUUUAUGUUGUGUUGGUCACCUUUUUACAUAACCACAUUCAUUUCUGCAGUGGAUUGGUCAUCAAGCUGUAAUAUGGAGACUGUAAUUUUAUUACUUUAUGAUUUGGGCAAGUGCUUCACCUUUUCUCACUGCAUCGUGAAUCCCAUCUUCUACAACUUUAUGCAAAAACGUUUCAUGUAUCAUUUAGAAACCAAUGUUGUGAAAUUCUUGCCCAAAAAAUAUGUCAAAGAAGUUGACAAUGUUUCCACCUCUUCAGACACCAAACAAAUUGUGGUUAUUUCAUGAUUUAGCCCACUGAAAGAUAAAUGUAGUCCAUUCAGAAUUAUUGUAAUAGAGCAUUUUCUUCUCUUGAUUCCUGUUCAGUGUCUGGUGAAAAAGUUACAAUCAUCUAAUGCCAGUAAGCAAUAAAUAAUUAUUUAAAAUUCUCUUAUUAAAAAUGUAAAGCAGCAAAGCUUGAAGGCUUACCAAAAGGAAUGUCCAAUUUAAAAAAAAUCUAAUUGUGAUCCUUCAUAGUAUCAUUAAUUCACAGAUAUGUAAAGAUGCCACUGCCAAACAAAAUAUUGAUGGAUCUCUUUUUAAUUUGUUCAUCCAUGAAUUUGCAGUGCAGUGCUCAGAACAGCUUCUCCCCAAACCACCAGCCCACAAAAGUCAAACUAUAAGCACAAGUAUUGCAUUCUGGGGCUUUGUAGUUGGAUUAUUGUGGUUCAUGGGUUGAAGACUGGCACCAAAUGCACUGAGCACCUAGCUGGAAGGAUUCUGAUCUUUCAACAUGAUUUCCCUUUUUGUGGAUCCCCAGGGCUCCACACAACAGGAGAGAAAACCAUAUUGGUGCUCUUCCUGGCUGCUUAUGAACACCAAGUGGAUGCAGCUCUUCUUUUGGCAUUUUGGAACAGGAGGACAUUGAGUAGGAAUCGGAGGAGAAAAACAAGGAAAGUAAAUACAAAAUAACCCAUUGAUCAUAUUCUCUGGAAGUUUGAAGGCUGUGAUAUGAGCACUAUGCUUAGUAUUUGAACACAUAAUCUAGGCUGGUUCUAGAAAAGUAAUGGGCAGGACAUCAAUCUUAGAGAAGUCAAGAGUUUUGACUGGUGGCGAUUCUGGUGUCCUGGUGAACACAAUUCCCUCAACCUACUAUCUAAAUACAUUAACUGAUUAGGAUGCUGGCAACUGCAUUUGUCUUCAUGAGAAGUAAUUGCACCUCCAAUAGGUAUAGAAAACACUGAGAAAUGUGAUAAUGGUGCAAUUUAAAUGCUUAUCUUUCUUCUUGGCUUCGAUUCUAUCAGCCCUUAUUAGCCAUGUUGCAAUUGAUCUCAGCAACCUGAAUGAGUUAAGGGGCGGCAACCUAUUUACAGCUUAUUAUCACUGAGCGCAAACGCAUAGAUAAGCAAGCCCCGAGAUUCUUUCUCCAUGGCGUCUUGAGAAAGGUGUAAUAAAGCACUCUCUGAGAUCUUGUGAAAGCUCGUACCUGACAAACAGGUACGUGAACAAUUUCAGAAUUAUAAUGUGCCAAAUGCACCAUGGGGGUGGGGUGGCAAGUGGCUCAGAAUCUAUACAAUAAAGUAUUGCCAAUAUCGAGCAUAA
Molecule: messenger RNA, 2428 nt
Organism: Hypanus sabinus (Atlantic stingray)
Lineage: Eukaryota; Metazoa; Chordata; Chondrichthyes; Myliobatiformes; Dasyatidae
Product: G-protein coupled receptor 182-like
Exons: 3
Coding region: 113-1135 (340 amino acids)
Biological process (GO): G protein-coupled receptor signaling pathway
Cellular component (GO): membrane
Molecular function (GO): G protein-coupled receptor activity
Source: RefSeq, a predicted model, not a curated record